AAUAAGUUUAGUCUCCCCAAUUGAUUUCUUCAGUUUUUAAUUACCGAAACAAUAUUGCUUACAGAGGCUGAAAAACAUGGGGACACUAAUUGCUUAAGAAUCAGUUUCAGACAGACAUGAUAGCCUGGGCCUGUUACAAAUCCUGGAACUCGGGAGGUAGGAACAGCCCAAGUUACAUAGUGAGAUGCUCAGUGAGAAACCAGCUGGGUUACAAAAUGACCCCGUCUGGGUUAAUGAACUAUUAGCUCAGUUUUAGAAUGCUCCCUGAAGAAAGUAUUGUGCAGAGGGGGAUGAACACAGAAUUUCAAAUAAUGACCAUCUACUGACAUCUUGGAGAAAUCAGUCUAUAGGACCCAAAUGUUUUCAGCUCUCCACUCACUUGGAAAAAAAGUCACUUUGACUGGAUGUGUCGAAAUGGGAUUUCCAAAAUUUGCCAGGAUCCAUGGAGUUUAGGUUUGCUUUUCAAAUGCAUGUCAACGCAAAUUUUCGCAGGCCCUAAAACAGAUGACGAAAAUCCUAGGACAAAAAAGGCUGUGUUCUCCUCCCCCACCGGCCAUCAAAGUUUUGCUCUGGGAUUCCUGGGCGGAACUGUUUCCGUUCUGCGGCAGCCCUCCUCCUCCAUGUAACCGCCCACAUUUGGGGUUUUCAAUGAGGUCCGCCAAGUCGCUAUAAAGGCGAACGUCAACCUGCACAAUCUACGCUCUUUCUCAGAUUGCUACUUUCUUUAGGUUUUUAGUGUGUAGUCUCCUCAGAAUGUCCGGUCGCGGCAAGGGCGGGAAGGGCCUGGGCAAGGGCGGCGCCAAGCGCCACCGCAAAGUCCUGCGCGACAACAUCCAGGGCAUCACCAAGCCCGCCAUCCGGCGCCUGGCCCGGCGCGGCGGCGUCAAGCGCAUCUCCGGCCUCAUCUACGAGGAGACCCGCGGAGUGCUGAAGGUCUUCCUGGAGAACGUGAUCCGCGACGCCGUCACCUACACGGAGCACGCCAAGCGCAAGACGGUCACGGCCAUGGACGUGGUCUACGCGCUCAAGCGCCAGGGCCGCACAGUGGCUCGGUUCCUGCAUAAAUACCCGGGCCUCCGCGCCACCUGGCCUGCCCCUGGUCCCCUCGCCAUGGCGCGCACGAAGCAGACGGCCCGCAAGUCCACCGGCGGCAAGGCCCCGCGCAAGCAGCUGGCCACCAAGGCCGCCCGCAAGAGCGCGCCGGCCACCGGCGGCGUGAAGAAGCCGCACCGCUACCGGCCCGGCACCGUGGCGCUGCGCGAGAUCCGGCGCUACCAGAAGUCCACCGAGCUGCUGAUCCGCAAGCUGCCGUUCCAGCGCCUGGUGCGCGAGAUCGCGCAGGACUUCAAGACCGACCUGCGCUUCCAGAGCUCGGCCGUGAUGGCGCUGCAGGAGGCCAGCGAGGCCUACCUGGUGGGGCUGUUCGAGGACACCAACCUAGCCAUUCUCUUCGUUAUGUCUGGACGCGGCAAGGGCGGGAAGGGCCUGGGCAAGGGCGGCGCCAAGCGCCACCGCAAAGUCCUGCGCGACAACAUCCAGGGCAUCACCAAGCCCGCCAUUCGGCGUCUGGCCCGGCGCGGCGGCGUCAAGCGCAUCUCCGGCCUCAUCUACGAGGAGACCCGCGGGGUGCUGAAAGUCUUCCUGGAGAACGUGAUCCGCGACGCCGUCACCUACACGGAGCACGCCAAGCGCAAGACCGUCACGGCCAUGGAUGUGGUCUACGCGCUCAAGCGCCAGGGCCGCACGCUCUACGGCUUUGGAGGUUAAGACAGACGUGUA
Messenger RNA from Nannospalax galili (Upper Galilee mountains blind mole rat), 1779 nucleotides. RefSeq lists its product as uncharacterized. The record is from RefSeq and is a predicted model, not a curated record. The coding region runs from base 754 to 1767 and encodes 337 amino acids. Gene Ontology annotation, biological process: nucleosome assembly. Gene Ontology annotation, cellular component: nucleosome. The transcript is spliced from 4 exons. NCBI's taxonomy places the organism in Eukaryota, Metazoa, Chordata, Mammalia, Rodentia, Spalacidae. Gene Ontology annotation, molecular function: structural constituent of chromatin; DNA binding; protein heterodimerization activity.